AUGGUGUCCAAGCCACUGGGCCCUUUGACAGGAGCCAAGGAGCGGGAGCUGAAAACCUCAGGGCAGAAGGGGGACGUGGAGAGCACUGCCCGUGUCCUGGCCGGGCUCAGGAGACUGCCUGGAGCAGCUGAGCGCCUGGGGCACACCAUGCAGCUCCUACCUUGCCUCACACUGACUCUGGCACUGGUGGCACACAGCGCACCCAUCUCAGGCUCUGCAACGGAGACGAUGCGACAACUGGAGCAGCUGCUGCUGGACUUACAGAUGCUCUUAAGAGGAGUUGGCAAUCACAAGAAUCCUAGACUUUCCAGGAUGCUCACAUUUAAAUUUAUGUGCCCAAGGAGGUAAGCUACUGAACUGAAACAUCUUCAGUGUCUAGGAGAAGAACUCAAACCUCUGGAGGAAGUGCUAAAUUUAGCUCAAAGCAAAAACUUUCACUUGAAAGAUACCAGGGAUUUCAUCAGCAAUAUCAAUGUGACCGUUCUGGAACUAAAGGGAUCUGCAACAACAUUCACUUGUGAAUACGCUCAUGAGGCAGUAACCAUUGUAGAAUUUCUGAACAGAUGGAUUACCUUUUGCCAAAGCAUCAUCUCAAAGCUGACUUGA
This is a messenger RNA of Sciurus carolinensis (gray squirrel), 606 nucleotides long. It is a transcript of the gene Il2, whose product is annotated as interleukin 2. Gene Ontology annotation, cellular component: extracellular region. The transcript is spliced from 5 exons. Gene Ontology annotation, biological process: immune response. Lineage: Eukaryota; Metazoa; Chordata; Mammalia; Rodentia; Sciuridae. Gene Ontology annotation, molecular function: growth factor activity; interleukin-2 receptor binding. The record is from RefSeq and is a predicted model, not a curated record.